CUGUCAACUUGAUGUCAGUUUUAGCAGUGUGGCAUAAAUUUGGUGAACGCAUUUUUUGCUCGUGUAUUUCGAUCGUUUCGUUCGGUAUUCGUAAAAGUUGAACCCUUUUUAUCUCGCGGAUAUCGCACUAAAAAUUGUACGUGUGGCAAUUUUCGGGUGCUUGCGUUUUCGGGUGAAUCCGUAUUUUCGCUUCUACCGUCGUGCUACCAAUUGGUUUCGCGUUUUCGCAUUCGCAUUCGUCGUGCGGUGGUUUUCGGGUCGCUGGACUAACUAACUAACUAACAUAUCCGUCGUCCGUCGCCCACGGUUUGUGUCGUUCAAGCUGAGUUCCUCCGGUAGCAAUCGUCGCCAUUACCAUCCGAAGUGGUCCGCGUUCGCUACUCCGAGUAAACCGUGCAAUAAGCGAUGGGUAAGGCGAAGAAGGGUAAAAAGGAUGUUGCGGCUGCCGGUGCCGGUGAGGACGGAUCUGACGUCGAGGUAAAGCAAACUGAACUCACUGAAACGGAAGUGGAAAACCGGAAAAAUGAAAAGAAGAAAAAGGACAAAAAACCCAAGAAGGUAGACAGUGAUCCUGAUGACGUAGCUGUCGGUGUGGAGGAGGUCACUGAAGAAAUUAAAAAAUUGGCCGUUGAUGGAAAACAAAAAGGUGACAAGAAAAAGGGCAAAAAAUCUGAGAAGAAAGAAGUGCAGCAGGAAGACGAUGCCAAUGAUGAAGACGACGAUGAGGGUGGAAUGAUGGUAAAGGGAAAAAAGAAAGGUAAGACAACCGGAAGUGCAGGUCCUGUCAGGUUCUCCCUAUUGAUGGCCGAUGAUGAUGAUGAUGAGAUUGGGGAGUCAGCACAGAAUGAUGACGAGGAUAACGAUGCUCCACAAAAGGGGAAAACGAAGAGCGGCAAAAAGCAACAGGUCAAGGAUGAAGACGAUGAAGCUCCACAGAAAAGUGGUAAGAAAAGUAAGAAGGACAAAAAGAAGAAAGGAGGAAACAGCGAUGAUGAGGAUAUUGAAAAGAUGCUCGCAGAAUUGGAGAUGGAGUAUUCCGGGGUGAAGCCACCCCCAACUGAAGAAACGCAAGAUGCUGCAGAGUUGAAUGAACCUACCGAAAAGAAAAAAAAUAAGAAAGACAAGAAAAAGAAGGAAGAAACUCCUGAAGCCGAACCGGAAGAAUCCGCGGAAGGUGAAAUUCGUCUCAAAACAGCAGCGGAGAAGCGUAAGGAGAAAAAGGAACGCCAAAAGAAGGAAGCACAAGCCGCCAAACAGCAGGGAGCUGAUAUUCCUAGCGAAGAACCUAUUGCGAAGGAAGCGACCCCAGUUCGGGAGAAGGAAGAAUCAUCCGCUCCGGCUGGAGAAGGUAAAAAGAAAAAGAAGAAAGGCAAAAAGGAUGAACCGGAGAAACCUGCUGAAUCAGCUGCGAUUGAGGAAAAAUCUAUCGAACAGGUUCCUGGUAAACCAACCGAGAGUGUAAAAUCGACGGAAGCAGCUGGCAAAGAUGCCGAUAAGAAGAAGAAAGGUCCCAACAAGGCAGCUCUUGCUUUGAUGCAGGAACGUUUGAAAGCAAUUCGUGAGGAAGAAGAGAGAUUGAAACGAGAGGAAGAGGAAAAGAUUAGAUUGGCUGAAGAGGCGGAAAAGUAUCACCAAGAACAGCUGCGCCUGGAGCAAGAGAAGAAAGAACGCAAGAAGCUAAAGGAAAAGGAACGCAAGGAGCGUUUGAAGGCGGAAGGAAAACUGCUCACUGCCAAGCAAAAACAGGACCGAAUGCGUGCUCAAGCUAUGCUGGAUGCCCUUAAGGCACAGGGAGUCGAAAUACCGGAGGCAGGCGUGGAGAAAAAGGUUCGCUAUGGUACCAGAAUCCGUCCCAAGAAGAAGGAUGACGCUUCAAAAGAAGAAGAAUCCAAAGAGCAAAGUCCAACGGUUGAGGAGCAACAAGCGAUGGAUAGUGAAAAGGCCGAAGAAAAGGUAAAAGUAGACGAAGUGAAAGAUUCGUGGGAUGCUUCGGACAGUGAGGAAGAGCAGGACGAACCGGAAAAGGAAGAGGUCGCUCCCAAGAAAAAGUCAGAGUCUUCUACAAAACCUAAGCAUGAGGAUUCGGAUGAAGACGAUGAGGACGAUGAGUCCGAUGAUGAUGACUCCGAAGAUGCAUCGGAAAGUGACAGCGAUUCCGAAGAAGACACCCGUCCCGAAUCGGAAAAGAUGCGUCAGCGGGCGCUAGAACGAAUCGCCAAACGAACUCAGGAUGCGGAGAAGAAACGGACAAUCGAAAAUCUGCGGGCGGCGGUGGUUUGCGUGCUGGGCCACGUCGAUACAGGAAAGACCAAGAUCCUGGAUAAGCUGCGUCGAACCAAUGUACAGGACGCAGAAGCCGGUGGAAUCACCCAGCAGAUUGGAGCCACAAACGUUCCGAUAGAAAACAUUAAAGAGCAAACCAAGUUUGUGAAAGGAUAUACCGAAACCGUUUUUAAACUGCCCGGUUUGUUGAUUAUCGACACUCCGGGGCACGAAUCGUUCAGCAAUCUACGCAGCCGUGGUUCCUCACUUUGUGACAUUGCCAUUCUGGUGGUGGAUAUUAUGCACGGUCUCGAACCGCAAACGAUCGAGUCUAUUAACUUGCUUAAAUCGAAACGGACUCCGUUUGUGGUCGCUCUCAACAAAAUCGAUCGCCUGUACGAUUGGAGCACCAUGAAUCGGAAGGAUGUUCGUGAUAUUAUCAAGGGGCAAGCCGCUAACACGCAACUUGAGUUCACACAGCGCACAAAAGAGGUAAUCGUUCAAUUUGCCGAGCAGGGUCUGAAUGCCGCUCUGUACUACGAAAAUCCGGAUCCAAAGUCGUACAUCUCUCUGAUUCCAACCAGCGCCAUCACCGGCGAAGGUAUGGGCAAUUUGCUUUUCCUGAUCGUUCAGUAUUGCCAGAAACAGCUCGCCAAGCGGCUCAUGUUCAGCGAGGACCUGCAGGCAACGGUGCUGGAAGUGAAAGCCAUCGCCGGACUGGGAACCACGAUCGAUGCUAUUUUGAUUAAUGGAAAGUUGCGCGAGGGCGACACCAUGAUUUUGGCCGGUACGGAAGGUCCCAUCGUGACCCAGAUCAAAGCCCUGCUAAUGCCCCAACCGAUGAAGGAACUGCGCGUGAAGAAUGCCUACGUCGAACACAAGGAGGUUUUGGCGGCUCAGGGUGUGAAGAUUGCUGCCAAGGAACUGGAAAAAGCCAUCGCCGGGUUGAAUUUGCAGAUUGCUCAGAGAGCUGAUGAGGUGGAGAUUUUUAAAGAUAUUGUUGCACGUGAUUUGAAAUCUGUUCUCAGCAGCAUCAAGCUCAGCGAUCGUGGUGUUUAUGUGCAAGCGUCGACACUUGGUUCGUUGGAGGCGUUGCUGGAGUUCCUAAGAACUUCGAAAAUUCCGUACUCUGGCAUUCGAAUCGGUCCUGUUGUGAAACGAGAUGUCAUGAAAGCCUCAACCAUGCUGGAGCACGAAAAUCAGUAUGCUACUAUUCUCGCCUUCGACGUCAAGGUAGAACGUGACGCGCAAGAACUUGCCGACAGUCUAGGCGUGAAGAUAUUCCAGGCGGACAUUAUCUACCAUUUGUUCGACAAAUUCAUGGCCUAUCGGGAAGAAAUCAAGCAACGCAAGCGCGAGGAGUUCAAAACGAUUGCAGUGUUUCCGUGCAAAUUGAAGAUUUUACCUCAGUUCGUGUUCAACUCACGUGAUCCAAUUGUGAUAGGUGUUAUCAUAGAGGCAGGUGUGGUGAAAGAAGGAACACCGAUUUGUGUGCCAAACAAAGAGUUUGUUGAACUGGGCGUGGUGACGUCGAUCGAAGCUAAUCACAAACAAAUUGAGACUGCCAGGAAAGGACAGGAAGUGUGUAUAAAAAUUGAACCGAUCCCUGGCGAAACGCCCAAAAUGUUCGGACGGCACUUCGAUGAAAAUGAUAUACUAGUUAGUAAGAUAUCCCGUCAAAGUAUUGACGCCUGCAAAGACUACUUCCGCGAUGAUCUGCUGAAAUCGGACUGGGCCCUGAUGGUGGAGCUGAAGAAAACGUUCCAGAUUUUGUAGUUCAUCCGCGACCAUCCCUUCAACGUAAUUGCACACCGUCGUGGCAAUGUUUCCUCGCUUCUAUCCAUCCAAUCGGGUUCGAAACUUCGAAUGGUGACAUCUCCCAGACGGGGGAUGGUGGGAAAGUGUGGGCGCGUUCGUUUUUUUUUAACUGCAACAAUCAAUUGUACUUUCACGAUGUCAUUUUACUUAACAAACAGCUCUUGAUAGAUAGAUAUUGUCGUUUGUCGUCAUUUCGUAAUUGUAAUUAUUAUUUAAUUGCGUUACAAUUCCUGCUUGUUUGGUGAUCCGUCGUCGGUUGGUAUUAUUACCCGAGUAGGUUUUAGGUAGUUUUUUUGCCCUUUUUCCAGAGACAGUGCUUAUGUGUGAUUGACAGCGAAUGAUUGUAUUUUCUGGAAGCAAUGUACGUUUGUUUAACAUCUUCUAAUAAAACAAAAGUAGAAAUCA
Messenger RNA from Malaya genurostris, 4485 nucleotides. It is a transcript of the gene eIF5B, whose product is annotated as eukaryotic translation initiation factor 5B. Lineage: Eukaryota; Metazoa; Arthropoda; Insecta; Diptera; Culicidae. The transcript has 9 exons. Bases 406 to 4038 code for a protein of 1210 amino acids. The record is from RefSeq and is a predicted model, not a curated record. Gene Ontology annotation, molecular function: translation initiation factor activity; GTPase activity; GTP binding.